Messenger RNA from Oncorhynchus masou masou (cherry salmon), 1850 nucleotides. RefSeq names its product nociceptin receptor-like. The record is from RefSeq and is a predicted model, not a curated record. NCBI's taxonomy places the organism in Eukaryota, Metazoa, Chordata, Actinopteri, Salmoniformes, Salmonidae. Gene Ontology annotation, cellular component: neuron projection; plasma membrane. Gene Ontology annotation, biological process: neuropeptide signaling pathway; sensory perception of pain. Gene Ontology annotation, molecular function: nociceptin receptor activity; neuropeptide binding. The transcript has 4 exons. Bases 382 to 1488 code for a protein of 368 amino acids.
GAGAGAGGAAGAGAAAAACAGGGUGAAGACGCCGAGAACUAUAUCUCCACGCCUGAGAAACGAACCUGUAACAAAAGAAUCGGAGGAACCAGCUAGAUUUAGACCACUCCUUCGCAUCUCUUUAUAGUUCAUCUGUUGGUUAAUUAAGGGGGGGAUGUUUUCUCUCGUCCGAGACCUACACCAACGGAAAUCUGUACCGCUGGCAACUAUGGAAAACGGGACAACCAGAGACUGAGAUACCUAAACAUAGGAACGCAGGCAACAACCCAACAAAACCAAAAUAAUCAACUUUAUCGGAACCGUUUGGGAAUGCACAAGGGGACUGCGCUACGAGGGACUCAUAACAGACCGUUGUAAUAGCGUCGUGAAUAACCCAUUGUCAUGGAGUUCAUAAACGACUCGUCGGUCGGUGGAUCAGACCUGGACCUGAGAGCCCUCCAUAUCUACAACGACUCUCUGCUCUUCCAGAACAACUUCGGCGGUGGGUUCAACGAGACCGACGCCUUCCUGCCUGCCGGUGUCAAGAUCACCAUCGUUGUCGUCUACAUGAUGGUCUGCGUGGUGGGGCUGAUGGGUAACUGUCUGGUUAUGUACGUCAUCAUCAGGUACACCAAGAUGAAGACAGCCACCAACAUCUACAUAUUUAACCUGGCUCUGGCUGACUCCCUGGUCCUCGCUACCUUACCCUUCCAGGGAACAGACCUGUUCCUGGGCUUCUGGCCGUUCGGUAACGCCCUCUGCAAGGCCGUGGUCUCCAUCGACUACUACAACAUGUUCACCAGCACCUUUACUCUGACCGUGAUGAGCAUGGAUCGCUACGUGGCCGUGUGCCAUCCGGUCAAGGCCCUGGACAUGAGGACGCCCCACAAGGCCAAGGUGGUCAACAUCUGCGUGUGGGUCCUGGCGUCGGCGAUAGGGGUACCGGCCAUGGUGUUGGGAGAUGUGGAGGUUGAACAUAACAGUGUAGAGUGUAUCGUAGUCCUCCCAGACCCUCGUAGCUACUGGGACCCGGUGUUCGGCACCUGCGUUUUCCUCUUUUCCUUCCUCAUCCCAGUGGCCAUCAUCAGUGUCUGCUACAGCCUGAUGGUGAAGCGCCUUCGCAGCGUCCGCAUCCUGUCCGGCUCCAAGGAGAAGGACCGCAACCUGCACCGCAUCACUCGCAUGGUCCUGGUCGUAGUGGCAGCCUUCGUGGUCUGUUGGACCCCAGUCCAGAUCAUGGCUCUGGCCCAGUCGUUGGGCUUCAACCUGAGUAGCCUCCUCACCAUGGCCCUGAUGCACUUCUGUAUCGCGCUAGGCUACGUCAACAGCAGUCUUAACCCAGUCCUCUACGCCUUCCUGGACGAGAACUUCAAGAGGUGCUUCAGGGAGUUCUGCCACCCGGGUCCGUUCCGCCUCGACAGCCGGCAGCAGUCGGGUCGGAUGAGGAGCAUCGCUCGCGAGGUGGCUUACAACUGCAAGACGGCGGAUGGGAAUACAAAUCCCGCAUGACUAGGCGUGGAGCUGCCCUUGGUCUGCCAGGAACCCCAGAACAACCACCACCAAAGGACAGGGAACUCCAACAUGGAGCUCACCCAGAUCACUACCCUCUAGCAGGAUGUCGGCCCCCUGGGCUGGGGCCAAACGGGGACAGGCCAAGGAAGAGGACCGGAGGUGGCCCAAGGCAGGGGCACUGUCCGAAUGGCCUGGUUGUAGCCAGAUCUGGGCCAGAGCUGUUUGGAGGCCUAACAGCAGGGUUAGGUAGUCUAACGGACCUUCUACUAGGGACUAAGGGGCUUCUCUGUGUCUUUAGGGAACAUGGAUGUUAUUAACAUGUAUGUCAUGUUGUCUUUAUUUAAUUGGUUUAAUCAUUU